Messenger RNA from Elgaria multicarinata webbii, 2755 nucleotides. RefSeq names its product STE20 related adaptor beta (gene STRADB). Lineage: Eukaryota; Metazoa; Chordata; Lepidosauria; Squamata; Anguidae. The transcript is spliced from 12 exons. Gene Ontology annotation, cellular component: serine/threonine protein kinase complex. Gene Ontology annotation, biological process: protein phosphorylation; activation of protein kinase activity; protein export from nucleus. Bases 223 to 1473 code for a protein of 416 amino acids. The record is from RefSeq and is a predicted model, not a curated record. Gene Ontology annotation, molecular function: protein serine/threonine kinase activator activity; ATP binding; protein kinase activity.
AGUACAGGCGGUGGUGGUGCGACCGGCUGGGGCGGUAGAGGAGAAGGGAGGCCCUCCUCAGCCCUUUCUUCUCUUGGCAACGGCUAACUUUCAACCUGGGCUCGCUAGGUUCCCCCGCGGCCUUGGGGGCGCUGGCCCCUCCCGACAGUUGCUGCCGCCGCCGCCCACCUGGUUGUGGGUAAAUGGGUUUGCAUGACAUUUUCCAUGCACUAAGGCAGUUCCAUGUCUUGUUUGGACUGUUCCUGUAUUCUACGGACACAAAUUGAAUCCAUUGGAGCAGAAAAGCAAUCUGAAGGCAGCAGCAGUCAGGAUUUGACAGAUGACCCUGCUGUAUGUUGGGGCCAAUCGACUCAAAGAAGAGAUGAACAAAUACCAUGGUCCUCUGAUGUAUCCCAUUAUGAUCUCCAGGUGGAAAUAGGAAGGGGAUGCAACAACUUAACUUCAAUCUACCUCGCACGACAUAUCCCUACAGGAACACUGGUAGCUGUAAGGAUUACAGAUCUGGAAAGAUGUUCUGAAGAACACUUGAAAGCUUUACAAAAUGAGGUGGUAUUAUCCCACUCCUUUCGACACCCCAAUAUCUUGACCCUCUGGGCAGUGUUUACUGCUGGAAGUUGGCUUUGGAUUAUUUCUCCUUUCAUGGCUUAUAGUUCAGCCAGUCAUCUCCUGAGGACUUACUUCCCUGAAGGCAUGAGUGAAGCAUUGAUAGGAAAUAUCCUGUUCGGAGCAAUUAGUGGGUUAAACUACAUGCACCAACAUGGCUUCAUCCACAGAAGUGUUAAAGCUAGCCACAUUCUGAUUUCAGAGGAUGGCCUGGUUUAUCUGUCUGGCUUAAACCAUCUUUACAGUUUAGUCAGUAGUGGGCAACUGUUAAAAGCCGUGUAUGACUUCCCUGAGUUCAGUACGUCUAUGCUUCCAUGGCUGAGUCCUGAACUACUAAGGCAGGAUAUGUAUGGAUAUAAUGUGAAAUCUGACAUCUAUAGUGUGGGCAUUACAGCUUGUGAACUAGCUAAUGGACGUGUACCCUUUCAGGAUAUGCCUCGUACACAGAUGCUGCUGCAGAAGCUUAAAGGUCCAUCUUAUUGUCCCUGGGCUAUAAAUACUUUUCCACGUGGCGAAUCCAGGAUAAAAAAUUCCAGAUCAGGGAUUGACUCUGGAAUUGGUGAAAGCAUGACACGAACAAUGACAAGUGAGAUACUGCAGACUCCACCAAAAACCUUCUCUCCUGCUUUCCAUAACCUGAUAGAACUCUGUUUGCAUCAGGACCCAGAAAAAAGGCCAUCAGCAAGAGGUCUACUGUCACAUGCUUUUUUCAAGCAGGUAAAAGAACAAACAAAGGGUUCACUACUUUCACUAUUGCCUCCUGCCGUCCAACACACUCAAUCACAAAUACCUGCAGUGCAUUCAGCUGACAUCUGGAGGAAGUCUGGAUGUGUUUUGCCAAAUGUGAGAGAGAGGUACUGGGAAUUCUAGAGAUGCUAAACCUUACCUCUGACAUCUGUCUGGAAAAAAUGUGAUUUCUUUGCUGCUUUUUGUUUUUUGUUUUUUUAAAAUACAAAUAUUUGUGGUAUACUUGAAAAUGUUAAAUGUUUGUACAGGUGAUACUCUAUGGGGAGGAAAAUUCUUCCAGUGUGAUACUAUGUGAAUGCAGUGAUCCUCACUUCUUGAACUGCCAAGUGUCCACAUAACCUCAAGCACCUUCUUUCCACUCUUAGAACUGAAAUGUAAUGGAUCCUAUUUUAUUAUAAAACUCUUGCAUUUUAUGACAUACGGUACAUCUAUGUUAUUACUGCCUUUGAAGUGUUCUUAUGAAAUUCUCUCACUUUCUGUUUUGGUAUACAUAUCAACACACUAAUUUACAUAUAUAAACUUUUUCUUUUUAAAAGUAGUGCCUUUUCCUGCAUACGAAAAGUGGCAAUGUGCUAGCCUCUGAGUUUUGCGGGAUCUUCUGCAAUAUGCCCUCCAAAAAGUUGUUGGGAGUAGCCAUCACUGUAGUCUGGAAGAAAUAGCUGUAGUCUUUCAAUGCAACGUAUCUCUGUUGCUUACUAGCCCACAUCUCUGAUAGUAAUUGGGAUGUUACUGCUCAGCUCACACCUAGCUAGCCUUUAAAUACGCAAUAUUUCUAGCUGAGAUCUGUAAAACUAUUGUAGAGAAAGGAAUCUACACAACUGAGGCAAAGAACAAGAUCUGUUGAGCCACAAAGAUGGAAAGAUGAAUACAAGGAUUUCAACAAUAUCUGACUAUUAGAAAUAUACUGCUGCAAACAAUAUUCUAGAAAGCAAUUGAUUCUAAGGUAAUAAUAACCUCAAGCAUUGCAUUUUGACCUUUGUGAGGUACCUUUCCUUGAGAAAUGUCCUUGAGAAGUCCAAAUGACAAAAAUAAUGAAAAUGAAAGGGUCAGACUGUCAGGAAACAAGCUUUCUGUUCUUGUUACUCUAGUACUGUGAAUGAAUAAGCAUGACCUUAGCCCAAAUUCUUGCUCUCUGUACAGCAUAUAAUUUUGGGGGAGAGGGUUUUAUUACUGAGAUAUUUAGAAUUAUAUUUUAUUAAUGUACAUUCUAUUUGAUCAUGUAAAAUAGUUGUUAGCUUAAUUUUUUAAAGUGUGUAGCCUCACAAAGCUAUAUCAGAUAUGAUACAAUUAGCAUCACAGGCAUUAAUUUGACUAGGAAACUACUGAAGUAAAACAAUGCAUUAGCCAUCUUUUGCCAGCCCAGUUCUAACAAAUGUAACUGGAAUAAAAUAUGCUUCUUAUUUAA